CUUCUACUCGCAAGCUCAGUAAAGCAUCUGAAAUUGCAAGGACCCUCGUAAGUCGUAAUGAACAAUUUGUCCAAUGCCGCUUUGAGAGACAACAGCAACCAUUUUUGCAGCUUCAGACCCCUUCCGACUCCCGCUCUUUACAUUUUGCUACCCCUUUUCUUGUUGGGUCUCGCCGUUUCUGUCUUCUUUCUCAUUGUAGUUCAAAAUGCAGCCUUCGUCAUCUCCUUCCUUUUGCUCUUCUCUCUCGUUUUCGCUUUUAUAGGUUGGAACACCCACAACUGGAGGAAAAAAGGCGCAAUUUUACUCUUCUUUCGCUCUUUUCCUGACUCUGACAUUCGCCGCGCUAAAGAGGGUCAGCUCGUGAAGAUCACUGGGCUUGCAACUUGUGGCGGUGUCUCACUGGAAUCUUCUUAUGAAAAGGCAACCAGAUGUGUUUAUGCAUCCACCCUUUUGUAUGAAUGCAGAGGGUUUGGUAUGAGACCAGUAAAUAUAAACAAAUCAUGCUUUCGUUGGAAUUUAGCAUAUUGUGAGAGGUUCUCCACAGACUUUUACAUAACGGACCAGAAGUCUGGGACACAAGUGGUGGUGAAAGCCGGUUCCGGCAGCAAGGUUAUACCAUUAAUUGCAGAGAGCCAAAUUAUUCAUACCUCAGGACAACACAGAAUCUUAUCUCCUCACUUGAGAAAAUGGUUAAAGGACCGAAACCUCUCAACUGAAGCUCGCAUUCUUCGCCUAGAAGAAGGGUAUGUACAGGAAGGUAGCUCUGUGACAGUAAUUGGAAUGUUGCAUAGAAACGAUGAUAUUGCCAUGGUCCUUGAACCACCCGGUGUAAUUUCCACCGGAUGCAUGUGGCACAAGCUUCUUCUCCCUGUUGACAUUGAUGGACUCAUAAUUGGGAUCUCUCAGAUGGCUGUCCCUGUGACCACCCAAGAGUCAGGCCAACCCAUAGCACAGUAACGUCUAACAUAAGAAAUUAAUUGGCAUCUGGGAUUUUGAUAAUGAAAAUGUCUUUUUUUAAACCUCACCCUUUUUGUUAAUUUAGUUUCUAAUAUACUUCAAAAUUUGAGAAAUAUGUAUCCUUACUGUUUUUGUUAAUUCAGGUUCUUCCCCCAUUAAAAUGUCCUGUUUUUGUAUUUUUAGCUUAUGCUUCCGUUGCUUACUUGAUGUGUUGGAAGAUAUCUUUUCCUGUGAAAAUGUCUAUUGGUUCAAGUCGUUGAGUUGGUGUAGUUCAAACCCUUGUUUCCAUAAUUUUUGCCUCAUGAAUUCUAUGUCUCUCGAGUUGUGGGAUUGUU
Neltuma alba is the source of this 1292-nucleotide messenger RNA. RefSeq lists its product as uncharacterized. The transcript has 4 exons. The coding region runs from base 58 to 957 and encodes 299 amino acids. NCBI's taxonomy places the organism in Eukaryota, Viridiplantae, Streptophyta, Magnoliopsida, Fabales, Fabaceae. The record is from RefSeq and is a predicted model, not a curated record.